AUGGUGUUUUUCUGUUUUUUCCUUCUUCCAUGUCUGUUUUCUCUUUUUUUCUCUCUUUUGUUUCUUUUCUCGUUUAUUUUCUAUCGAUUUUACUCUUUUUUUAUUUUCCCACUUUUUCUUCCUCUUCGCUGUCUCUCUCCCUCAUUUUUCUCGCAUAACCUUCCUGUUUUUCAUUUUCUCUGUUUAACUUUAUCUUCCCUCUUUCUCUUCUUCCUCCUUUCUUGUUUCUCACUCAUUAUUCUUUUCUUUUUUUCCUUUUACUCUAUUUCUCUUCAUGUCGAUCAUCGGCUCUAUUUUCCAAUGGAGUGUUUUCUCUUUCUUUAUUUAAUUCGUACUCUCCGUCUCUUUCACUAUUUCUCUUGCAUUCAUCUUCUUUUUUUCAUUUCGACUUCCGCUUUCAUUCUCCCUCAUUUUCUCUUGUACUCUUUAGCUUUCAUUCUCCCUCACUUUCUCUUUUACUUCCAUUCUCCCUCUCUCAUUCACUCCCUCCUUCUCUCCUUCUCAUUUGCUUCUUUUUCUCUCUCUGUCACUAAAUCUUUAUUUUUGUCUUAA
Molecule: messenger RNA, 552 nt
Organism: Acanthosepion pharaonis
Lineage: Eukaryota; Metazoa; Mollusca; Cephalopoda; Sepiida; Sepiidae
Source: the annotation of a GenBank genome assembly